AUGAAGGAUAGCGAUCGCUAUGUUCCCCACACCAAUGCCACCUUCAAGCAGCGGUACUUUUUCGACUCUUCUUACUACAAGUCUGGGGGACCAGUGUUUCUCUACAUUGGUGGAGAGACGAGCGGAGAGUCGCGUUUCUCCAACUUGCAGACUGGAAUCAUCCAGAUUCUCAUGGAAAAGUUCAACGGUCUUGGUGUCAUUCUUGAGAAUCGUUACUAUGGUGAAAGCUACCCGUACAAUUCUAGUACAACAGAUGAACUGAGAUUCUUGACUACUGAGCAGACGAUUGCCGACAAUGCCUACUUUAGACAGCAUGCUACCUUCCCAGGUGUUAACGCUAGUCUGAACAGUGUUGACACCCCUUGGAUUAUGUAUGGCGGUUCUCUUGCUGGUGCUCACACUGCAUUCACCAUGAAGACUUACAACGACAUCUUUGCUGGAGGCAUCGGUAGCAGUGCCACUACCCAGGCUUUACUCGAAUACCCUCAGUGGUACGAUCCCAUCAUAAAGUUCGGUCCUUCAGACUGCGUAUCCAGGAUCAUUGACAUUGUCGACAAGAUGGAUGAACUUAUCUGGAGUGGAAACAAAGAAGGCAUCCAGCAAUUGAAGGAGAUCUUUGGUCUCGGCGCGCUGCAAGAUCUGAGAGACUUUGCCAUGACGAUUGCAUUCCCGAUCGGUGGUCCGAUGAAUUAUCCCACCAACACAUGGCAAGAAAUCAAUUGGUCCCCCAAAUAUGGUUCUGAAGACUUCUUCAACUUCUGCUCCAACGUAACGAACAUCAACCCACCGGCAAACAUCAGCAGCGUCGAUAUGGCGCUUGCCAAGUACUCCCAGGGUGAAUCUUGGACUGGAUUAGGUGGUUAUGCCGAUUAUGUGAAGAAGACGCUCAUCCCGAACUGCGAAAGUGGACGAAUCGAUAGCACGGACGAGGGCUGCUUCGGCACGCAAAAUCAGACAUACUACGCCGACCCCUCAAACGGUGCAGCACGCUCAUACCUUUACUCGACCUGUUCAGAGUCCGGUGCUUACCAAGUUGCGCCUACGAACGGCCCAUCUCUCAUCUCCCGCGUCCUCCAAAUUGACUACACCCAGCAGUGGUGCACCUGGGCCUUCCCACCUGGCGAGCAUAAUAGCAUCCCUGCAACUCCCCAGUUGCACUACUAUAACAAGUACGGAGGCUGGGACGUCCAAGCUGAGAAUCUCGCUAAGAUCGAUGGCAAUACCGAUGUCUGGCUUGAUCUAUGCUACCAUUCGAAUCUGGCUCCUCAGCCCAGGAUCAGUAGCGACAAGUACCCGAGCUACCUGAUUGCGGGAGCCGGACAUCACUGGGACAGUUAUGGUAUCAAGAACGUUAGCGCUGAGCCGGAUUAUAUCAGGGAGGCCCAUUAUUGGGAGGAGAGGACUGUCGUCGGCAAGAUGGGCAAGCUGGCUUUCCCUCUCGAUAAAGAGCUGACUGGUCCGGACCGAAUUGUUCUGGAAAUCCUACAGAAGGAGUACGAGUUACAUGAGACCAGGCCUGCGAAAUCAACGCUAGAUGCAGCAGAAGAUUCAGAUGACUCGGGUGUCAAACAUUCCGAGAUUGUGACGCCAUCACCAGAGGAUCUCCAAGACCAGGAGCAGCAAGCAAUCGCUUAUCUCAAGAAGCUGAAUGACCCCAAGUCUGACAGUUUCGAGACCACUGUGUGCAGCACUGUCGAUGAUUCGGACAUCAAGAACCCUCUUCUUCGUCAAUGGAUCAUUGAUCCCUACAUUCGAUGGGCAAAGCAGAUUGUACGAGUCGAGACCGAUGUCAUUAUGGUUACGCAUUUGCUGCUUUACUUCUGCACCAGCGUCCCAUCAGCGAUCUAUCUGUACGUCAACUUCCACUGGUGGCACGCUGUGCUUCAUUGCGUUAUGCAAGGCUACUACAUGGGACCAUUCACGCUCCUGAAGCAUCAGCAUAUUCAUAUGCGUGGUGUUCUUAGCAAGAAGUAUGGCUUCAUCGACCGGCUAUUCCCAUACAUUCUCGAUCCAAUGAUGGGCCACACCUGGAACUCAUACUACUAUCAUCACGUCAAGCACCAUCACGUUGAAGGCAACGGACCUAAUGACCUGUCUUCUACUAUUCGAUACCAGCGGGACAGUGUUUGGGACUUUGCGCAAUAUGUUGGCCGGUUCUACUUUCUGAUCUGGCUCGAUUUGCCCAUGUACUUCUUGCGCAACCGCAAGCCUAAUCUCGCGCUCCAAGCGGGUGCUUGCGAAGUUGGUAACUACGUCUUCCUGUACGUGAUGUACAACUUCGUCAACGCUCGUGCAACGACGUUUGUGUUCUUGAUUCCUCUGGCUUUCAUGCGCCUGGCUUUGAUGACUGGAAACUGGGGCCAGCACGCUUUCGUUGACGAGGUCGAGCCGGACUCUGACUUCAGGUCAAGCAUCACACUCAUCGACGUACCCAGCAACCGCCACUGUUACAACGAUGGCUAUCACACAUCUCAUCACCUCAAUCCGCUCCGUCACUGGCGUGAACAUCCAGUUGCGUUCCUUUCGCAGAAGAAGCAGUACUCCGACGAGCACGCAAUCGUUUUCUAUAACAUCGAUUACUUCUUUCUUACGGUCAACCUGCUCAGAAAGAACUAUGAGCAUAUUGCUAAAUGUCUCGUACCUAUGGGCGACCAGAUGCAGCUUACGCUCGACGAGAGAGUCGAGAUGCUAAAGCGCAAGACAAGAAAGUUCUCAGAUGAGGAGAUCGCAGAGAAAUGGGGCAAGCAAAUCCAUUUGUUUGUUCAGAGAAUGUCUAUUACAAUCAGGCAUGUGUUCAUGGCACCUAUGGUAGCACAGUGCUCGUAUGAAGCACCUGCCGCAGCGCAUUCGAUCAUAAUACCGCACGAUCCAAACCUCGUUCUUUUGCCACCUCAUCGCAACGACCUCCCUAAACUUAUCACUAUUCUACUUCCAGCAAUGGCAAAAUCCCAGCGCUUACCGUUUGAACAGAGUCUGUUUGUUACAACACCGAACAAGAUUCAUUUGAGGACACAGCUUGCUCGCGAGACGCUGUUCGAGUGCGAGACCGCUAACGGCAUAGUCAACGCUCGUGCCUCGAAAGAUAACAGCAGCCUGUUCGCUAUAGCAGAUGGUCAGGUUGUAAUACUACAUGAUGCUUCGCGAACCAAGGACAGGAAACACAAAUUGAAGAGUGGUGAUGGCGAGCCACGUCUUCUUCUCUUCUCACCCGACUCGCGCACCCUGUAUUUCACGACGACGUUGAACAACUCAGUUCAAGCGUAUUCCAUAUCAGAUGACAAGCUUCUGCCUUCCUUACCAUCGCAUCCAUCUCCACCGAAUGUGAUCGCGAUAUCCAGUAACGGUACUGUACUUCUUUCAGCAUCACCAAACCCGAUGACUAUAUACCUUCAAGACCAAAGAUGGGGACACAGCGCGCCUAUAGACUUUCGUCCAACAGAUGCCCGCUACUCUGCGACCUGUGCUGCGUUCCAACAAUUGGAUGGUCCCGCGCAGCCGUCAUAUACAAACUUUGUGAUCGGAUUCCAGGACGGAUUACUAGCGAUGUAUCGUCUUUUCCUGCCUUCACUCCGAAAGCGGCCCGAAGAUUCGCACACAAAUCAAUUCCAGUUCUACCAAUUACAGCCUGUCCGAGUAGGUGUCAUCAAGAAGCUCCAUAAGCCGGCCAUGGGUGGUGUACUCGCAGCGGAGUUCAUACCGGGCUACAAAUCGCGUGUUGUUAGCAUUAGGUAUGAUGGGAAAUGUCGACUUGUUGACUUUGAAGGGGGAGGAGAAGUACUCCGGACAUAG
Messenger RNA from Alternaria postmessia, 3789 nucleotides. RefSeq lists its product as uncharacterized. Lineage: Eukaryota; Fungi; Ascomycota; Dothideomycetes; Pleosporales; Pleosporaceae. The coding region runs from base 1 to 3789 and encodes 1262 amino acids. The transcript has 12 exons. The record is from RefSeq and is a predicted model, not a curated record. Gene Ontology annotation, molecular function: protein binding; serine-type exopeptidase activity. Gene Ontology annotation, biological process: proteolysis; lipid metabolic process.